CCCACCCAUUUCCCUUCAAUCGCCUUUCUCAAUUUUGUCCGGCUUCCCGCUUCUUUACUUCUCUUCUUUUCCGUGGUUUGAUCUUGGGAAACUCUAAUCAUCAACAAUGUCGUCGACAGAGAAGGAGAGAGAGGCCCAUGUCUACAUGGCCAAGCUUGCCGAACAGGCCGAGCGAUAUGAAGAAUCCCUAGAAAUGGUGGAUUGCAUGAAGAAGGUGGCAAAAUUGGACUGCGAGCUAACAGUGGAGGAGAGGAACUUGUUGUCGGUGGGGUACAAGAACGUGAUCGGAGCGCGGCGAGCGUCGUGGAGGAUCAUGUCGUCAAUCGAGCAGAAGGAAGAGUCCAAGGGGAAUGAGCAGAAUGUGAAGCUGAUCAAGACUUACCGCCAGAAGGUGGAAGAUGAGUUGGCCCAAAUUUGUCAAGAUAUCCUCAACAUCAUUGACAAGCAUCUCAUCCCUUCAUCUGCCUCUGGCGAAGCUACUGUUUUCUACUACAAAAUGAAAGGCGACUAUUUUCGUUAUCUUGCUGAGUUCAAGACUGAAUCAGAGAAAAAAGAUGCAGCUGAACAAUCACUCAAGGGUUAUGAGGCUGCUUCUGCUACUGCAAGCACAGAGUUGCCUUCAACACACCCAAUUAGGCUCGGACUUGCGCUCAACUUCUCUGUUUUCUACUAUGAAAUCAUGAAUUCCCCUGAAAGGGCUUGCCAUUUGGCCAAGCAAGCUUUUGAUGAAGCAAUUGCGGAGUUGGAUACUUUGAGUGAGGAGUCAUACAAAGACAGUACCCUCAUUAUGCAGCUAUUGAGAGACAACCUCACUCUCUGGACUUCUGACUUGCCUGAAGAUGGAGGUGAGGAUAACUUCAAAGGUGAAGAAUCAGGCGCCAAACCUACAGAACCUGGAACAGCAGGGAAAUGAAGGAAACAUGCUUGAGAUUUAAGAACCAGAUUGACAAAGAGACCAAGCUGAUGGGUGAUAUUUAUUAUGAUAUAUAUGUUUGUUGAAGUGUGCUCCCUCAAUUUAUGAUCUCUAUUAUUGAAUUAGCUUUGAUUCUAAACAACACCAAAAUUAGUUAUAGAAGAAGAAUUUAUACAAUUCUGGCAUUUUGUUUCUCGUGUCAUUCAUUCAUAUUCUUUCUUCCUUUGUGGAGUCCAGAAAGUGAUUAAAUCCCUAUUGGGCGAUGGGAUUUGGACAAAGAAUUCAAUACAUUUAAGCUCUUUUCAUUUGUUUAAUUAUGGUAACUAAUGUUAAUGUGUUUGUUUCAACUUUACCAAUGAACCAUAAGGAAUAUUAUAAACG
This is a messenger RNA of Linum tenue, 1294 nucleotides long. Lineage: Eukaryota; Viridiplantae; Streptophyta; Magnoliopsida; Malpighiales; Linaceae. The record is from the annotation of a GenBank genome assembly.